GCAGGCCGGGCCGCUCGGGAGGCGGCACCUCAGGCACACAACGGACAGCCGCUACGGAGCUGCGCUGCUUGCCUUACCUGAUGUCGCAGCCACCGUCCUCUCUUCACAAAGCUGUUGUGAUUGCUCCUAAAACUUAUUUCAAACGGCAGAUUUAUACAAAUAUUUUGCCACUCAUAUGCAAGUUUACCAGCGGCUGUUUUCAGCGAAGGUUACGACGGGGACCCUGAGGGACAGGGGGAGGACCCGCAGGUGCGGGGCAGGGCGCGAGCCAUCGAACAGCAGGCACAGCGCGCGCCGCGCAGCCACGAGCAGCCGUCGGUGAACUACAUUUGCUAUACACUGACGCCGUCCCCUCUGGGCGAGUCUCCCGCCCGGCCCCUCCCUCCGCCCGCCGGGGCGGCGCCAGGAGCAGAGCGGGGCGCGCGGCAGAGGCGGGCCGGCAGCGCGGCGCGGCGCGAGCCAUGGGCCAGGGCUCGCCGUGGCUCAACCAGUCCGCCAUCCCGCGGGCAGCGGGCGGUGCCUGCGCGGCGGACGGGCAGCGCGCGGGGCCCUUCUCCGGCACCGCCGCGGCGCUGCUGACGGCGCUCAUUGGGCUGCUGGUGCUGGCCACGGUGCUGGGCAACGCUCUGGUCAUCCUGGCGUUCGUGGUGGACCGGCGCCUCCGCACCCAGGGGGACUACUUCUUCCUCAACUUGGCCGUCGCCGACCUCCUGGUGGGCAGCUUCUGCAUCCCGCUCUACAUCCCCUACGUGCUGACGGGCGAGUGGAGGCUCGGCCGGGGAUUGUGCAAGCUGUGGCUGGUGGUGGACUACCUGGUGUGCGCCGCCUCUGUCUUCAACAUCGUCCUUAUCAGCUUCAACAGGUUCAUCUCCGUCACCAAGGCGGUGAGUUACAGAGCACAAAAAGGGAAGACCAGAAAUGCAAUACUGAAGAUGAUCACUGUAUGGAUCGCUGCUUUUCUUCUCUAUGGUCCAGCCAUUCUCAGCUGGGAGUACAUUGCCCAGAAGAGCAUCCUUCCAGAAGGAGAAUGUCAUGCAGAAUUCUUCUACAACUGGUAUUUCCUAAUGAUUGCUUCCACCAUUGAAUUCUUCACACCUUUCAUCACUGUUACAUACUUCAACUUAAGCAUUUACCUCAAUAUUAGGAAACGCAUAACCCUUAGAAAUGAGAACUUAUCUCCUGCCCAAGAGGACUGUGAAAUGAGUAUCCGAGGGAAAAAAAGGGAACACACCAUGGUUUUUGUAACACCUGCUAACACAGAAAAACAUGAGAAGAAAGCAAGCAGCCUUUCUCCCCUGCAGAAGGUUUCAAGGCUCAGCCUAUGUAAAUUUGACAAUCAGUCAUUAAAUUUGAAUGUCAAUCAAGACCUUAGACCACUUCAGGUGGAUGUAGAGACCAAGCCUCAUAGGAACAGUUUCUAUAAAACUACAGAAAACACAGGUGACACCAACACAAGAACAGACACUGCUAUGACAAAUAGAGUUAGACUUUCUCGAGAUAAAAGAGUAGCAAAGUCCUUAGCAAUUAUUGUCAGUGUGUUUGGUUUGUGCUGGGCACCUUAUACACUUUUAAUGAUCAUCAGAGCAGCUUGCCACGGGCACUGUGUGUUACAUUCACUUUAUGAGACUUCGUUUUGGCUUCUGUGGGUGAAUUCAGCCAUUAAUCCUAUUCUAUACCCACUAUGCCACAUGGGCUUCAGGAAAGCCUUCACCAAACUCCUGUGCCCAGGAAAAGUUAAAAUUCAUCCUCAUAUUUUCACAUAAAAAAAACUGUGACAUUUGUCAGUAAGUACAUCUUGCUUUCAGCAGGAACACAAACUGGCCAGUACUCAUCUGUAAAUAUUAAAUCCACUGUGCACUGAAUAUUUAAGGGAACACUGAUCAGUAAGUAUUCAGGAAUGUAUAGGAUACAGUCAUCUGCAUAGCUGCAGAAAUAACAAUCAGUGUAAACAAAGGUAAUUUCUCAAAGCUCUUUGGGGAUUUGCCUACAGCAUACUUUCUCGUGAUGAUGCACUAGCAUUGAAGAGACAAAAAGGGAAUACCAAAUUCAUACCCAACAACUGGGGAGUGUCUCACUAUUAAUAUUCCUAAGUAAUACCAGUAAGAAAUUUAAUUGUUACUUUGGAUUUGUUAUAUUUUACCCCCAGCCACUCUGUAAGGACUUCAGGGUCUUAGCUGCUAAGUGUAUGCACUUUAGGGAGGAAAUCCCCAAUCCCUAACUUAACAACGGUACCCAGGAAAAGCUUGGAACAAGAGGUACCAGAACAGUCAGGUUACCAGAAAAGCUGAACAACUAUACCAAUAAAGGAGCACUGACUUGGGUGGAAAAGGUGAUUUGUUUCCACCUUCAUUAGCAUCUUCUACAGUUUUACAGACACUUAAUUCUGAGGACAAUUCAUAGCUAUUCAACAGCCACAGUCACCCACUGCCACAGCCAAAAAGCAUGUUAGCACAGCUGAUCUUAAGGUUCACAAGUUAUGAAGUUCAUUUUGUAAAAUUUCAAUAAAGAUCAUUACAAACUGUGAAAGAGUUAUGACUGUCAUCUUAACUAAGCGCAUAUGGAAAUAAGCACUGGCUUAUAACAUUAGAAUAACUGCAGCUGAAACCACAAAACUAUUAUUAAAAAGUAAUUCCUGAGUUACAAGUACAAGUUACCUUAAGAAUUAAACAUAGUUUCACAAAUAUUCUAGGAUAAGAGGGCAUAUUCCAACCAUAUGAAUUUAUCUACAUUAACAUAAUAUCACAUUUUACUAUGGAUACUUUAUAACAAAGAAUCUGCUUUAACUUUUUCUUAAACAAGGGACAGCAUCAACAGAUACUGAGUAAUGGUACUCAGAAGUUCUUUAGUUACACCACAAAGCAAAUGAGGCCAUUAGAUUCCCUCUAUUCCUCCUCCACCUCCAAACUAGCAGAACCACCACCUGAUUUUUAUCUUCUCUGUAAUUCUUAGGUUUCCUAGGAUUAUAUUCGUCAUUUUCAAAAACAAGCAGUGACACUAAAUUAGACAACCCAGCAAAGUCUGACUUCCUCAUCCAAUAUAGUCUUUGCCAUUUUAAUAGCAGUGACCAACUCAAGGAGUGAGGAAGUUCAGUCAGGUAGCUUGAGCACACUGCAGUCAGUUAAGGUAAAGAAGCAAUGUUUAAACUUAAAGUUCUUAGCAAAUGGUAUUAAUCUACAACUAGGUCAGUCUCCACAUACCAUUGGGAAUUAAUUGUUCUACCACUCAAAUUUCUACAGCUUCAUCAUUUAAUUGCCACAUAUCUGUUUAGCAUAGACCUAGAAUCUAGUAGGAUUCUCCACCACUCUCAAGCCAGAAAAACACUGAAGUAUGAACAGGCACCUUUCAGCAGAAAUGGAUUUUGAAUGACAGUUUUCU
Gallus gallus (chicken) is the source of this 3375-nucleotide messenger RNA. Its product is annotated as histamine H3 receptor. The coding region runs from base 462 to 1763 and encodes 433 amino acids. Gene Ontology annotation, biological process: adenylate cyclase-activating adrenergic receptor signaling pathway. Lineage: Eukaryota; Metazoa; Chordata; Aves; Galliformes; Phasianidae. Gene Ontology annotation, molecular function: histamine receptor activity. The record is from RefSeq and is a predicted model, not a curated record. The transcript is spliced from 3 exons. Gene Ontology annotation, cellular component: membrane.